AGAGUACUAACAAUUAUUUUUAAUUUACCUUAUCAUUAACCCUUAAUGUUUGUGUUAUUCUAGGUUAAGGAUUAACAAGGAAAUUGCUACUACUAUGCUAGUCUUCAAAAUUUAAUUGAGUUUGUUUCCUCAACCGUACCGAUCAAUCUCUUUUGUGUCUUCUCCAUCCUACGUGACAUUGGCGAAAUAAUCUGUGCCUUGUCGGCACAACUAAAAGUCAUUAAACCAAGAAUUGAAUUUAAUUGAAGACCAACACGUAAACACACAAGUUUACCUAUAAUAUUUGAAUUAAUCAAAAAACAUUGUGUAAAUUUUGUUUAAGAAUAUAGAUAAACUGUACAUGUGCGAAAAUGCUCUCGUCCUUAAUAAAAGAACAUCAAACUAAACAAGCAGCUAAACGAGUAGUACAAGAACAAAAACGCAAGGAAUGCAUUGCAGCUGCUAAUGAUUUGACUCAAGCACUAGUUGAUCACUUAAACGUGGGAGUAGCUCAAGCCUAUUUGAACCAAAAGAAACUAGACGCUGAAGCCAAAUUGCUACAUCAAGGAGCUAUUAACUUUGCGAAACAAACACAACAAUGGUUGGCUUUGGUUGAGAAUUUUAGCAGUGCCUUAAAAGAAAUAGGAGAUGUGGAAAAUUGGGCUAGAAGUAUUGAAAGUGAUAUGAAAAUAAUCACAGAUACAUUGGAGAGAGCUUAUGAAACAACCCAAGAGAAACCCAGCUCUAGUCAAUAACUUAGACUAUACUAGUAUAAUUUAAACAUAGGUGUUAAAUUUCAGUACAUGUAUUUAUUAAGUUAUAUUAAUUAAGUUAAAGGUUAGUAUUA
Molecule: messenger RNA, 826 nt
Organism: Vanessa tameamea
Lineage: Eukaryota; Metazoa; Arthropoda; Insecta; Lepidoptera; Nymphalidae
Gene: Blos1
Product: biogenesis of lysosome-related organelles complex 1 subunit 1
Exons: 3
Coding region: 351-734 (127 amino acids)
Biological process (GO): endosomal transport
Cellular component (GO): BLOC-1 complex
Source: RefSeq, a predicted model, not a curated record